This is a messenger RNA of Cucurbitaria berberidis CBS 394.84, 4656 nucleotides long. RefSeq lists its product as uncharacterized. NCBI's taxonomy places the organism in Eukaryota, Fungi, Ascomycota, Dothideomycetes, Pleosporales, Cucurbitariaceae. The coding region runs from base 1 to 4656 and encodes 1551 amino acids. The transcript has 5 exons. The record is from RefSeq and is a predicted model, not a curated record.
AUGUCGCAUUCGUUUACGACCCCUAUGCGAAGGCGCGACGACGACUUGGAAUGGAUUGCGCUUCCGGAAAUUGACACAUGGACCGAAUUCGACGCAAUAGCACGGGGCCAGCAAAGUGAAAGCCUCGAUGAAUCAGACACGCUUUUGUCCAGAUCCACCAGGCCCCCCAUUGAGAAUCGCAAUCCCAGCUCACAUCCUACAACGCCUUUCCAAGAGAACGCAGAGAAUGAAAGCGCAACCAAUAUCGCGGAAGAUCACAUUGAUCGUAUAUCAUCAUCGGAUAAUCGGCGUUUGUCUGAAGGGCGUGUUCUGUUACCGGCCGACCGAGAUUCAUCGUCAUCACGUACGGUGAAAAGUCGAUCUAGUAAUAUUCCGGAAAAUGCGCUUACAACAUGGCUACCGUAUACACUCAGGCCUUCCUUCUUAGGGCCCUUGACUAUACUUUCGCUACUUCUAGCGAUCGUCCUAGUCGUAUUGUGCUGGUACUCUGUCCGAAAUAAGGGACUAGGAAGAGACGAUGGUUCUACUGGUCUUCUUUUUGGAUGGAGAUACGUUCCUACGAUCAUCGCAGUUUUCUUCGUUCAGGCUAUGGUCAUGAUCUUGGAAGACGUCAAAAGAACAGAGCCUUUCGCCCGACUAGCUUGUUCGGACCCUGUUCCAGCCAGGUUUACCCUUCUAUACGUACCUAAAGUCUGGUGGAAGGUGUUUUCGGAGGGGUUCACUAAGAAGAAAAAUGCUGGUCGUAUCAAUUGGAUCCUCAUCGCCUCAUCAUUUUCGGUCGGCCUCAGUCUGCUAGCGAUAUCCCCUCUAUCUUCAUCUCUGUUAGUUGCAGACGAAGUAGUCAUUCAUAGCGGGGUAGAAUUGCAGCGCUAUAUAUUCGAUCAGAGCAAAAAGCUGGACCUAGCGCCUCGUCGGGACACAUAUCUGCAUACCAUUAGCGGAUACCUCUAUAAUACUUCCGCCUCCGAAUGGGUUUCAGACUCCCACAUUGUCUUCCCCUUCAUGCCACCAGAGUCAAUGCAUUCUUCCACCUUACCUCAGCAGGGUGUAUGGACUGCUGAGACCACGAUCAUGCAAUUAGAAUCCAACUGUACACCGAUGUCUAUUGCGGAGAGGACUAGUUUCAACGCUUCUUACCUCUACGGCCUCGAGGAACGGGUGACUUCGCAGGUUCUGCAGAAGAUGACGUCGAAUAAUACAAUGACAUGCUCGGAUGUCCAAAAGCUCAGGGAGCUCGACACCACCCCGAAGAAUAGCUCAAACAGUCGAUAUACUUGGAUCAACUGCACACAAGCCACCGUGAAACAAACUGUUGGCCUUAAGUUACAAUCGGAAGACGGGUGUAUGGUUCAACUUCAAAGUCCAUUUUUGUAUGAAAUCUCUCAGUAUCCAGCCUCUCUGGAAGAGCUUCAAAUGGACUGGAUGACGCGAACCGGAGGAGCACUUUGGACGAAUCUCUCUACAUCCUACGCUACGUGGCGAGAUUUUACGCAGGAGCAUGGCGACCCACCUUUUCUAAGAACUGUGACUGAAUUGCCGAAAACAUAUGACGAGUGGGCGGCCAUUGGUUCUUAUAUCUACGACUUGUCGAAACAGUGCCGCGGCCGAGAUCUCCUUUUCGUGUCAACACCUUGGUACGAUAACUGGCGCAAUUCGACGCAGCUUCGAUUCGCGUCUAACUUCAGUGCGCAAGCAGAGCUCUGCACUCCAACCUAUUACGCAGCAACGAUGCCUGUGACUUUAAAAGCAUCUGGGGGUAAAUCCGAGGUGUCUUUUGAUAGAAACGAGUUCAGGAAUCGUCGCACACCAGUACCAGAGAGCAUUUUCAAUAUAGAUAUGCUCAACUACUUCGCGUUCCGUGAAGCUUGGCAAAGAUAUACAUCGGCUCCAGAGACCGCUGAACUGCAAGGUCUCCGCGGCGCGUCGAGGGUACUCUCGGAGCUCUUUCAAAAAGAUACGUCUAAAGACGAGGCAAGAAAAGACAAAACCGCUAUGCUACAGAAUAGCACGCUGUCAGCCGAAGCUUCUACUCUCCGGAGUCGAUUUUUCGGUGAACUGAUGAUCUCAUCUAUAAUGGAAGAAAAUAGGGUAGGAACUGAAAGGGUCAGUGGGCAGAUGACAAUGGUAGAGCAGCGUAUUGUGGUUAUACCUGGUAUUGCCAUCACUCUAUCUGUUCUUCUCGCAUUGUCAGCUUGUUUCCUUGCUGCUAUGUUGAUCUACGCAUCGACCGACCGUAGACCACUUGGCCUAGAAGUUGACCCGGCAACUACUGUUGGAACGGCAUCACUUUUGAAGAUGCACUCUUCUCUCGCUAUUUCACUGCGAGCUCUGAGAAGUGGCCAAGCGCUAGACAUCUGGAACACUAUUAGAUCGCGCUCAUAUAUUCUACGUGAUCGAGCGCUAAGCGAGCAAUCUGAACAAAACAGGCAACAUAUAGCUACAAAGACUAUUAACAGAACGCGUCCUGACUGGAGACCUAGCAUGCUACACAAAAAAUGGCUUACGACUUACCUAGUCAGUCUUGUGCUGGUUGCGAUAGCUCUACUUGUCCUGCGACAGCUUGCGUCUAAACAGGGCCUGACACAAUCAUUCUUCAUUUAUGAAGUUGACUGGAGCCUGUUCCAUGCAAGCUUUUCUCCUUCUUCAAUUAUCGCCACGUUGAUCGCUGUGAGUAUCAGUCUCUACUGGGGUGGUAUCGACAAACCAAUGCGCACUCUGCAACCAUACCUUGCAAUGUCUAGAGGUUCUUUGCACCUUUCAAAAGGUGUAAAUCUGUCUUAUCAGUCGGUAUACUGGGCCUGGGCGGCUGUCAAGGCUGCAUUUUGCAAGCAUUGGCUCCUAUGUCUUAUUGCCACUGGUACCACCCUGUGUCAAAUUUUGGUAAUUUCCAUGGCCGCUUUAUUCGAAAGCCAGGGUAGUUUCAGAACUGAGAGCGUUUCUAUCAAUCACACAUGGUCAAAUCGACAGCAGCCCUUUCAAUACACGACCAACAUCAUAAGAUCGUUUUAUCUGGAUGAUACAAUCUUGAAGACUACUGGAACUGAUUGGUUAUACACCGCGCUGAAUGAGAUCACCUUGCAGACCGCACCACCAGCUUGGACCAGAGACGGUUGGGCUUUCACGCCAGUGGACAUGCACAAUCUAUCAUCUGUUGACAAGGGGAAAACCACGAAAGAUACGUCGAACAAUAACAUUACCUCGAGCCUUGUCGUAUCAUCCGCCAACGCUUCCUUCAUUACCACAGCUCUAAGAGGUCGCAUUGAAUGCACUCCCGUACGCCUUCCAAAAACGAACUGGACAGGCCGCAUCGAAAACGCACACACCAGUGACCGUAUUGGGAAUCUCACCGGCCUCCUUCUGCCAUCACUAUUUCACCUGAACCAAUUGAACAAUACACCUAUAUUCUCAGCACCAAGGCAAAUGGCUUGCUGUGCUAAUGGGACCAACGGAGGGCAAUCAGUUGUUGCAUACUGGUCCAGUAACAAUUCGUACAUCGAUGAAUGGCAGCCUUAUGGCAGGUGGGUUCGAAACUUUACAACCAAAUGGAUCGUCGGAUCAGGAAAAACAAUAGAAGUUUCUGGGCAGCGUGAUCUGACCACGUCUCCAGAUGUAACCAUGGCGGAUGGCAGCAGGCCUGGUGGCAAUGUCACAUUGCUGUACUAUGAAGAGCAGCCACAGAUACAGAUUAUGAAUUGUGAACCCAUCAUUGAGGUCGCGGAUGCGGAUAUCAUCAUCGAGCGAAGCUCCGGCCAAGUCCUCGAAUCGACAAUAAUCGGAAAUCCAAGACCUGCUCCAGGUGUAUGGGACUCGGAUUACGAUAUGGGAAACAUCACUAACUGCGGAAGAAAAUCGUGUCUGAAAAUUAAUGGAACCGUCAGCUACGGUAUCUAUUUUCUUAGCCAGAUGCUCACAGCUGCACAUAUCAUUCAACCACCUGUUGAUCUGAGCGACAUGAUUUCUGCCAAAUACCUAGAAAACAUCGAGAGCGAGCGGUUCAACGUUCGCGAUCUGGACAACGGCUUGAAUAUGGAUUUUAUGAGCUAUGCGAACUAUGCCCUUGCAAACAAGGACCCAACAGCACUUCUUGACGCCAAAACCCUUCUCAAACACUCUCAGCGUACGUUUCAGACCUUCUUCCAACACUUUGUCACGUCUGCGAAGUGGGGAAGCCAGCGUGCGGCGUAUGAGGAGGUAGAUGCGAGCCAUGCCAUGAAGGUGGACGUGACGCUAUCAACUCGAAUCAAGGUUCUUCGCAUGAACGAGACAGCAACAUGGCUUUCACUCGCAAUCAUCUUCCUUCUCAUCAUCAUUCUCGUCAUCUUGAUGGUCUCUCUGGAACACGUGUAUCCGAGAUCUUCAAUGCAACGCAACGUAGACUGCCUUGCCGAUGUCCUCUUGAUGGUUGCUGGAAGCGACAACUUUGUUUCUCUCGUCCACGGAGAAGGAACCGAGAAUCUAGAAAAGAGUACUGCAAAGACGCGUUUGGGUUGGUUCAAGGACAAUAGAGGUUUAGCGAGAUGGGGUAUUGAGAUCGAAGAUGCAGUCGAAUGGGUUGACAACCCUGGGAAUGAUUUUACAGGCGAGUUGGUGAAGAGCGUAGUGCAGAAUUUAGGAAAAGGUCUUAGAGGGAAUGAUACGGAUUCGACGAGAACAUAG